AUGGGUUUUUGUUGGUCGGCCCAUCUCCUAGCCAAGGUUUGCGACGUCCCACUACGACGAGAUGACGGACAGAACGGUAUCACCUCCCGCGUGACAGACUUGCCCACUGUCGCCCCCACAAAAUACCGUAUCGAGGGAUUGGUCCCCUUUCGUUACCUGAUAACGUCUGAGGAAGCCGCGCGGGAGCUCUCAUACUCAGUAAUCCGACAUCUCGAACCGAGCGGAGCAUCGCACUACAUGGGAUAG
Fusarium poae is the source of this 246-nucleotide messenger RNA. RefSeq lists its product as uncharacterized. Bases 1 to 246 code for a protein of 81 amino acids. NCBI's taxonomy places the organism in Eukaryota, Fungi, Ascomycota, Sordariomycetes, Hypocreales, Nectriaceae. The record is from RefSeq and is a predicted model, not a curated record. The transcript has 2 exons.